Molecule: messenger RNA, 6162 nt
Organism: Toxorhynchites rutilus septentrionalis
Lineage: Eukaryota; Metazoa; Arthropoda; Insecta; Diptera; Culicidae
Gene: Pvr
Product: vascular endothelial growth factor receptor kdr-like
Exons: 16
Coding region: 1204-5727 (1507 amino acids)
Biological process (GO): cell surface receptor protein tyrosine kinase signaling pathway; positive regulation of kinase activity; protein phosphorylation
Cellular component (GO): signaling receptor complex
Molecular function (GO): ATP binding; transmembrane receptor protein tyrosine kinase activity
Source: RefSeq, a predicted model, not a curated record
UAUCCCCCUCGUAUCGCAUAUUCCGUUUUAGUGAAGCAGACCGGAUUGGAGGAACAGCGCGCGCGAGUAGUGGCCGUGAAUCCUACAAGUGUGUGCCGCGUGCUAUAAUAAAAAAGCAGUUAUUCUCUGAAGUGCACCGUGAUAAUUGCCCUCAGUCCAAUUGUGAGUGCAAUAGACACGGUCCAAGUAUUGAAAGAAUUUAUGGAGUGAGUUUCGUUGGUGCAUGUAGUCUUUAAGAACGCGCUCGGUACUUACUUAUCUUUGCGUGUCGGAAGGGUGUUUGUUGGUGUUCCUGUUAUUUGAAAAAUUUUAUAGCAUCUGUGCUGUGGUGUGCUUGUGUGUGGAUCGAGAUAAAUCGCUAAAGGCGCAGACGGCAACGCGACCGGGGAGAAUGUAAGACCUCCAAAAAGAAACAUCAACUCGGGGGCAACGGGUGAAGAAACCAGACAUUGUGGUUCUGGGAAUGGUCCGAAAAUCAGUGAAUGGAUUGUGUGCUGUGUGAUGGAAGGAGAAAGUUAAGAUAUUACUUAGAACGAAAAUUGCGUCGUUCCGCUAUACGCGUAUCCGAGUCGGAGAAGUGGAUACAAAGGUUGGAAAGCUCGCCUAAGUCGGAGAAAGAAUCAAAUACAUAAUUUAUUUUUAGUGAUUUCACACGUGUGAUUUGAGCUGCAUGCGUGUUUUUGAGCGAUCCGGAGUGAUUUUUGUGUGGAUAGUGGCAUCACGUUGUAGUGGCCAGUAAAAACAACAAGCUUAGCGCGCAUUCGGGGAAACGAAAGAUAAAAUACCAGGCGUCAAUCAAAAGUGCCAUCGGUGGAGGACUGCUGACAAUCCUUCCUGAAAGCCACGGCGGCACGGGAGUGUGAAGCAGCUCGAACGAAUGUGAAUGUCCACCGGUGUAUGCAAAUUCCCUAAAUCCAUCAACAGCUGUCCCAAACAGUUCAUAACUGAGGCCAUAAAAACAACCCGAUUCCCGGGUGUGGUUGCGAAGCGAAGACCUCGAAUAGAAACGGGCAGCGGAGCUAAUAAAAAAUGCAAGAAGAAAGUUCUGACUCGUGGAAGUCAAUAAUGCGCAAAAAGUUUAGCUGAAGUUUGGACGAAUAAGUUCCAUGAAAAACAGAAGCAGCGUGUGGGAGUUUCAUGCAAUUUCCGUGCGCGCCGCUAUCGUAUAUAAGUUUCUACUACUUAAGUUCGGUUUGAAAAAGUAUGACAAAGUUUCGAGUGAAGAUGCAUAAUCAGUGUGCAACGAGAGCUAAAAUGCGACAAUCGACUGUGAUAUACCUGAUAAUUUUCGUACAAAUAGUUGUCUGGAGCAGAUGGGGAAAUGCACUGCCCAGCGACUUGGAAGCCAAUGAAAUGUAUCGUGAUCUGCUGGCUGAAAACGGAGCUCCCGAGAUUGUAGGUUACAAACCAGAAGUGGAACUGGAGGCUGGCUCCCACUAUGAAUUAUUCUGCAAGUCCGCCGAACCCAUCCGGUGGCACGUGAGCCGAUCCGAGAAUGAGGAAAUCGAAUCACCGGAGUUCAUCUCCAUCGAAGACAUCGAAACAAAUGAUGCCAACAAGCCACACGGGAGUCGUGUUACAAUUGCCAACGCUACGGCCGUUGUCGUCGGUCGGUAUUACUGCGUCUACGUUGCUGAAGCGGAUAAACCGGACCAGAAUCUUGAUGAACUCGAGGCGCUGUACAAAGCUACCAGCGCUUACAUUUUCGUGAAAGACCCCCAAACUCCGCUAGUCCCUAUACAACACCCAAUUGUGACAGCGAACCAGUACGAGGAGGUCGUAAUUCCCUGCAAACCAUCCUCCAAAGACGUCCACGUUGAGCUAGUGAAGGACGAGCAGGAGAUGCAAAUCGACAACUACAAGUACAGUGAAACCAUCGGCUUCGUGCUAACACUAGUUCGGCUGGACGAGAGCGGGGUGUACUUAUGUCGUUCCAAGGAGACCUCGACCCAGCAGCUGCAUUUCCAUGUGGAUGUAAUGGAAUCCUACGAUUACGAACAAGCGGUCACCGAUCGCAUUAGUAAUCCACGGGUGGAAAGCAAAACCGGCGAAAACAUCAAACAGGGCGACUCAAUUCAGCUCGUCUGCCGGCUGGAUGUCUCGGAGGGUAUCAAGUUCAACAUCCGGUGGCUUCUGCCGAGUAAACACAUCGCUCGAAAUGAUUCCCGGGUGACGGUCAGCAGUAUUACCGUGAUUCCUCACCCAGAGAGACCGCACUACAUAGUCGGAACGUCGGAACUCACCGUCAAGGACGCUCAGGCAAGUGACACUGGGAUGUAUCGGUGCGAAGCGGAGGAUCACAACAAAUAUACCAGCUAUCGGUUCACCCGAGUGAAUGUCGUUGCGCCGGAAGCUGCCUUCAUUAAGAUAUACGAGGAGAACAACCUCAAGGUUAUCAACACCACAACGAGACGGCCUAUAACGAUAGUGUUGAGAUACGAUGCCCAUCCGAAGCCACUGUUUCACUGGAUCAGAGACGAUAGCGAUAAGGCGCUAGCGCCAGGCGAUAAGUACGAUAUGCUCGAAGAUGACAGACAGGUCAAGCUGAGCAUCAAGCGUCCCAAUGUGUACGAUUCGGGGUUGUACAUUCUGCACGCGGAGAAUGAAGGCGUCCAGACGACUUAUGAGAUGAAAGUAUUUGUAAGAGAGAAACCUGUCCUUUCGAUCAAUCCAGUAUUUGCUCGACCCAAGGAGACGGUAACUUUCGUCUGUACCUGCAUUGGGUAUCCGAAACCAAACAUGCGAUUUGCGUUCAUUCCAUGCACCAGCGAACCUUGGACCAACUGCUCGGGUCCCAUUCAGCCUAAACAAGUUCAGGAAUACAAUUAUGCUACGAGCGCUCGAUUAGUUGCUUGGGCUGAGCCGGAUGAGAUUAUCAUGGUAAGGGGUUUUCGUCUGCACGGAACUGGCAGAAACCAGGAGGUCAUCACCGUGGAGCAGUACAGCUUCCAGGCCGAAACCGCCGGAUACGUGGGCUGCAUCGCGGAAAACAGCGAGGGUCGAGAUUUUGCGAAAGCCGACCUGCUCAUCAGCGACCUUGACGAGCCGGUAAUGAUCGCACAGGAGUCACCCAAAGGGGAAGUCACCUACGGUGAUCGAGUAGAGAUCGUGUGUGCUGCCUCGGUUUAUAACUAUACCAAGCAAAUAACGUUCUUCAAAGACAAUGAAGAACUGAUCGAGGACGCUGACAAGGGAAUUUCAUUCCAAGAUUGGUACGAGACGUACGCCUAUCGGAGGCGACUCGUAAUCGAGACUGCCAGUGAGGAAAACGAAGGCGAGAUCCGUUGUCAGGCGAAUGUGGUGAGCACGGAUCAAGUCGAAAGCAAGGAGAUCAGACUGGUUGUUCAUGAACCAGUUUUACCGCGAAUUUUGGAGGGAACAGCAACGGUGGAUCUACAACUUGGAAUGGGUGAAACCAAUCAGUUUCAAUGCAGCGUAGACGGAAUGCCGAAACCAACGGUGGAGUGGUUGAAGGAUGACGCUCCAAUGGAUUUCGAGAAUGAAACGAGACUUCUGCUGAUUAAUGAGACAACAGUGUUCUUCCAGUUUUUGAGAGAAGAAGAUUCGGGGGAAUAUUCGUGCCGUGCCCGUAAUAAAGUGGGUCAGACGGAGAAGAUGUGGAGCCUACGGGUGAAGACUGUGGCCAUUCGGAGGACCUGGAUUUAUCUAGUGCUUUCGCUGCUGAUUAUUCUGAUCAUUGCCGUCAUUAUGAUCUCGUUGUUCUACUACAAGAAAAAGAAGGAGGUGAAAGCGAUGAAAGAGGCUGGCUUGGCAAACUUCGAGGAGGGUAAUCUGGACCAGAUGAACCCGGAAAUAUCGCUGGACGAACAGGCCGAUUUGCUGCCGUACAAAAGCGAAUACGAGUUUCCCAAGGAGAAGCUGAAGCUGGGAAAACAGUUGGGAGCUGGUGCUUUCGGAGUGGUUAUGAAGGCUACCGCCAGUGGGAUUAUGGUGAACGAAGAUGAAACAACGGUUGCCGUGAAGAUGGUGAAGAAACAAACCGACAACGAAGUGAUGCGAGCUUUGAUCUCCGAACUUAAGAUUAUGGUCCAUUUGGGUCAGCAUCUGAAUGUGGUCAAUCUGCUGGGAGCGGUUACGAAGAACAUAGCUAAAAGAGAGCUGAUGGUUAUUGUUGAAUACUGUCGAUUUGGAAAUGUGCAAAACUUUUUGCUGAAACAUCGGCCAUACUUCAUCGAUCAAAUUAAUUCAGACACAGGCGAAAUUGAUUCAACUAUUGACAAGAACCAGUUGCGGUGGUCAAAGGCCGGCUAUAUGUACAACAGUCAGGGUUUGAAAUAUGUUAAUCUUUCGUUUUCUACGCACAAUGUGAACAAACACAACAACCACAACAACAAUAAUAACCACCAUCAAAUCAACAACAAUCCCAUCUACUGCAACUACAUCAAUAGUAGCAACUCGAGCGAUUAUCCCAAUCCGAAAAAUCACAUCAAUUCCAAGGGAUACGUGAGACACUCGGGAAUACAGAAUAUGGCAAUGGUCGACAGCUGCAAUACGGAGGCAACGGUGAUGACCUCGAUUGAAGGAGAAGAGUUGAACACAGCCAACACCGUAAAUUCCAACGAGCCGCUGUGGCGGUCAAACAUAGGAACAGACUACAAGGGUCCCGCACGAUCGGUAACCACUACCGACCUUGUUUGCUGGGCAUCUCAGGUGGCCUGCGGUAUGGAAUACUUGGCCUCGCGCAAAGUACUCCAUGGGGAUUUGGCUGCUCGAAACAUCCUACUGUGCGAUGAUAAUGUGGUCAAAAUAUGCGACUUUGGUUUGGCGCGAUCGAUGUACAAAAGCGAUAACUAUAAGAAGAAAGGCGAGGCACCUCUUCCGUUCAAAUGGUUGGCGCUGGAAUGUAUCAGUGACAAUAUUUUCGGCACUUACUCGGAUGUGUGGGCCUACGGCAUCGUGCUGUGGGAGUUCUUCUCACUGGCAAAGAUUCCCUAUCCCGGGAUGGAAGCAAACCAGGAACUGUACAACAAACUCCGUGAUGGAUAUCGAAUGGAUAAACCACAAUAUGCCAACCAGGAUGUGUAUGACAUCAUGCUUAAUUGCUGGAAUGUAAAACCUGAUUCCAGGCCCUCCUUCAAAGACCUCAAGAGUCGCUUCAAUGCGAUGCUACCGGAGGAAUUGAAAAAUCACUACAUCGAUCUCAACGAGCCAUAUUUGGCGAUGAACACUGAAAAAGAACAGCGUGGUGAACCAGACUACUUGGCAAGCUUAGGGCCCCCUCAGGAGCAGGCACCAUCUGCACCACCAAACUACGUCAAUGGUAUCAUCCUGCCGUUGCCACCAAUUUCCGACAAUCCGGACUACCUGAAGAUGACCAGCACGAAGUCCGACUCCGAGGAGAGUCAGUUCGAUUUCUCCUCGUUCCACAACAGUCAGCCUUCACCCACGCUGAAGAACAAUCUGGAUACCAGUCCCCAGCAGGGUAGCAAACGACACAAGAAGAAAGGUAUCCCGGAGGAGAUUCCAAUGCUGCGCAAUCACGGCAAAUCCAGCCAGGGAUUCAACUCGGACUCGGAAACGGAAGCGACGAGCCCCGUUCCGAUGGUACGCACAACGAAAAUCCAACAGCCGGAGCAUGAGUACUCGAAUUUGAAGCGGAUGGACAGGCCGCAGGUAAGCUCCGGUAAGGAUGGCACGGGGAAAGAUGCAUUUAGCAAUCCCGGCUACGUGAUGGUCAACACGGUUAACGAGAAGCGAUUAAACUAGGUCAUCACAUCAUUACUUACACACACACACACACACACACACACACACACACAGGGAGCGGGAUGGGAUCCCUAGUUCUGGUAGAUAUUUACGUUCGACUGACAAGAUGAAACAAUCUAUGCCACGGCACUGUGACCUUCGUAAACGAUUAUCAUUUUACCGAGCACGAUAGAUGUUAGUAUAUAUUCGAAAUGUACGCUUUUAUGUCCAUUUAGAUCAUAGGAGAGAUGAUUUAUAUUCUACUAGUAGUGACGAAAGUGGUUGCACACUACGAUACUACAAUACUUUCCAUGCGACGCGGAUGGGAAUUUCAGAAAAAGAAACUUUUUGUUUGAAAAAAGAUGCCUUAAAUGUUCUAGAAACCUUCCCAUAUCUUACUCAUUUUAAUAUUGCUGUAAAUAGAGUACUAAAAUAUAUAAUUUAAUUAUAUAUGAA